GCAAUGUCCUGGUUCAGUGACAUUGCGAGCCGAGCGGAAGACCUUCUCACGAAGGUUGAUCAGACAGCCUGCAUCGGCACUUCAGAAACCAGCUCCUGCCCAAUACGAAGACCGGUUUCAUGUCGUACACCAAAAGUCCUGGCAGGAGUCCACAACCAGACCCGCCCAGCAUCCCAGCCUUUGACUGCCGGUGGAUUCACACGUAGCCCAAAAGCCGUCCAGAGGCCUGUCGCUAACUCCAAGCUCGACCUGGUGUCAAGCCGAAGCGAGUCGAAAAGCAAGCCAGCGAUGAAAAGUUGAUGGAAUAUCUAAACAGCUCGGAGCCCGCGCCAUCAGCUCCGAAAACGCAGUUCGUCUCAGCUGAAAAUUGAUGUAGAGUCGUCGCCGGCUGAAGCUGGAGAUGUCAUUGGAACAAGCAGUGUCUCGUCAUCAAAGCUCCAAGAUGCAACGAUGUCACAAGCGGAAACGGUAAUCUCGCCAGAAGUCAGUACAACGACGACAGCCCAAGGAGAAGCAAGCACUUCGGUGGUUGCAGAUCAAACACCUUCAAGUUCGCGAAGGUCUUCCAUUCAGCACCAGGAACUUCAAACAGCUUCUUCCUUCUCGAGAAGUGAUGUGCCUGAAGUGACACAGGGCAGUAGCCUUGAAGAAGAAAACAGAAUGCUUCGAAAAGAGGUGUCCACUCUAAACCAGGAGAUGGCAUCUGUUCUCCAGAGGAUCAAGAAUGCUGACGCAGAGAAGCAGCGGCUGCAGAACCGCCUCGAUCACUGGUCCAGCCAGGUGUCAGCCAGCGACUCGACCUUCCGCGAACUGCAAGCACGUGAACGUGACCUCACAUCAGCCUUGGAGGCAAAGGACUCACAGCUGGCUGUGUUGCGUGUGCGGCUUCAGGAGGCAGAUCAGGAACUGACCACCAAGCGCCGCCUGGUGGACGACCUUAGGAAUGAGAACCAGAGGCUGACAAGGGACCAGACGGACUUGUCCCAAGUCCAGGGCAAGACUGUUGAGACACUGCGCGACAAGUUGGCCCAUGCGGAAGAGGCCCUCCGAAAGGAACAAGAGAGCCAUCGACACGCUCAGGCCGAAUUCAUGCAGAGGCAGUUGAAAAUGGAGGAAGAAUUGGCAAACCUGUCAGAGAGUUUGACAUUGGCACAGAAGCAGCUAGCUGAACAAAAGGCGCAUGCAAAGGAGUCGGGCAGCCAAGUGUCGUCAUUGCGUUGCAGUCUAGAUCUGGCACGUCAAGAGCUUGCCGAUUACAAGCAGAAAGCACAGAGGAUUCUGCAGUCAAAGGAGAAGCUGAUUGCAAGCCUGAAAGAUGCGGCCAAUGCGAGUGGGUCAUCCCUGGAUGGCUCGGAAGUUGACGGCAGCCGGCUGAGUGCUGCUUCUGCAGCCGAGCUGGAGGCCAUGACGCAGGAGUGCGAGCACCUCCGUAACGAGCUAAGGAAGACUCAGGCCCACGCCGAUGCCCUGUCAGCAGAGUUGCACGAGCAGGAGAGCUCCCUGCGUAGGGAGCUGGAAUCCCUACAAGAGCAACAGCGUGACCUCCUGAAGGACUUGAAGCAGGAAAGGCAUCAGCGGCAAGAGGUCGAGCUCGAGGCACGACAAGCAACAGAGGAGAUCACAUUCCUGAAAGAAGAGCUUCGACGCAACAAAGAGGCCCUGCAGCAGAGGCUAAGCGAGCGCGAAUCUGAGCUGGAAAAACUGCGGAAACAGAUCAUGACCAAGUCGAUGAGCUCGACAAGCGAGGAAGAGCUCGAGGCUCGGCUACAUGCCCUCACCGAGAACCUCAUCCAGAAGCAGACCCUGGUCGAAGCCCUGAGCACCGAAAAGAACUCACUUGUCCUCCAGCUGGAAAGACUCGAGCGUCAGCUGAAGGAAUCCCAAGUUCACACCUCCAAACCGCACACAGCGAUAGCCGGAUUCGGACAGCCAGAUGAGUAUCCUAGGGCGAGGCUUCCGGGAAUGUUUGUCGAAUCUCCCUUCGACGGCACCGUGACCAGGAAGGUCAAGAGAGCAUAUGGUGUCAUUGACUCCUUUAGCAUACGUGCUGGCAUCUUUCUGAGGCGCUACCCACUUGCCCGGAUAUUCAUUCUCAUUUAUAUGGGCCUGAUGCACUUUUGGGUCAUGAUUGUGCUGCUGACCUACGAGCCGGAGAUCCACGGUCCACACAUCAAGCCGAGCGCGAACGCUAUCUCCAAGACUCUCACCUGACCGUGGAUUUGCAAGUCUUCCCUGUACAUUGUGUUUAUACGGCAUGUAUCUUUUUUCUUAGAGCUUUCAGUUUGGAAAUAAAUUCUAAGGGGGCAAUGGAAUGCCUGUUAUAUUUGAAAGUG
Messenger RNA from Rhipicephalus microplus (southern cattle tick), 2333 nucleotides. RefSeq names its product golgin subfamily A member 5-like. Gene Ontology annotation, biological process: Golgi organization; retrograde transport, vesicle recycling within Golgi. Gene Ontology annotation, cellular component: Golgi cisterna; Golgi membrane. The record is from RefSeq and is a predicted model, not a curated record. NCBI's taxonomy places the organism in Eukaryota, Metazoa, Arthropoda, Arachnida, Ixodida, Ixodidae.